Zychaea mexicana is the source of this 799-nucleotide messenger RNA. RefSeq lists its product as uncharacterized. NCBI's taxonomy places the organism in Eukaryota, Fungi, Mucoromycota, Mucoromycetes, Mucorales, Lichtheimiaceae. The transcript is spliced from 5 exons. Bases 51 to 611 code for a protein of 186 amino acids. The record is from RefSeq and is a predicted model, not a curated record.
CAACGACCGAACUUUCCUUUUCUUGAAACAAAUAGUAAAGCAGUUAUAAUAUGGCGAGUUAUUUCGACGAUCUCAAUAUAAAGACAACGACCAACGAUCGUCGGCAACAACACUAUAAUGUCGAUCUAGACGAUUUUAUGGGCGCUUCCCCCUCGACAACAACGCGUCGAACCCAUGUCGAUGCUGCACAAAAUUUACAACAACUGAUGCAAACAGCGCAGUUCUUUGGUCAGUUUCGAGACCAAAUGCAGGCCACAGGUAAUCGAGAUCAGGAACAGUUUCUCGACGAUCUUGUUUCACAAUUACUGGAAGAGUCGCAAAGCAAUGCCAAAGGACCACCACCGGCUUCACAACGGUUUAUUCGACUUCUUCCGAAAAUUAAAGCUAGUCAACUGGACAGUGACGAAACCUGUAUUAUCUGUAAAGAUAAUUUAAAAGCAAGUGAAAGCGGCGUCACUCAAAUGCCUUGUGGUCAUUACUUUGAUCGGGAAUGUCUGGUGCCUUGGUUAGAACUACAUAAUACUUGUCCGCUAUGUCGAUUGGGAGUUGAAACAGAACAGGCAGUGAAAGAGGAAGAGGAAGAAGAAGCAAGAGAUUUUAUGUACAGCUAACUGAUAGAUAGUAAAGCUAGUAUUUAGAGGUAUAUGUUACUGGCGUUGUUGUUGUUGUCUUUGAUGGUUUUACGCCACAUGCUGAUAAUAUCCACCACUGCCUGAUUUUAUUUUAACCAUUUUAUUUUUCCGUUAUUAAUAUAUUAUGUUGCAACUAUCUUAUUCGCUGUAUAUGUUGCUCAAUUGCA